Nerophis lumbriciformis (worm pipefish) is the source of this 933-nucleotide messenger RNA. Lineage: Eukaryota; Metazoa; Chordata; Actinopteri; Syngnathiformes; Syngnathidae. The record is from RefSeq and is a predicted model, not a curated record.
AUGGGGAGCAAAGCCCUGCACGCUCCGAUCCCCCUUCACCCGCCCUUGCAGCUUACUAACUACUCCUUCCUGCAGGCCGUCAACACUUUCCCGGCCGACCAGCUGCAGGGACUGUACGGCCUGAGCGCAGUGCACACUAUGCACAUGAACCAUUGGACUCUUGGCUACCCGCACAUCCAAGGACUGAGAUCGACUAUCACAGAAAUGGCAGCCGCCCAGGGUUUGAUGGACCCCAGGAUUCCAUUCCCGGCGUUGCCCUUCACCGCCGCACAGCUCUUCCAUCCAAAACAAGCCUCCGUCACGCACGGCGUGCCUUCGCUGCACAAGGACAGGCCGAGGUUCGACUUCGCCAAUCUGGCCCUGGCCGCAACACAGGAGGACCCGCCGAAGGCUGCGGAUUUGGCCAAGCUGGCGUCGGGACUAGGGGGAACCAUCACCGAGUUGAACAAGCUGUCCCCGGACAGAAAACCCACUCGGGGCAGGCUCCCGUCCAAGACUAAAAAGGAGUUUAUUUGCAAGUUCUGUGGCAGGCAUUUCACCAAGUCCUACAACCUCCUCAUCCACGAAAGGACCCACACUGACGAACGUCCAUACACGUGUGACAUUUGCCACAAGGCCUUCAGAAGACAGGACCACCUCAGAGAUCACAGAUAUAUUCACUCCAAGGAAAAGCCAUUCAAAUGUCAAGAAUGCGGGAAGGGAUUCUGCCAGUCUCGAACGCUUGCAGUCCAUAAAACCUUGCACAUGCAGGAGUCUCCCCACAAAUGCCCCACAUGCGGAAGAACCUUUAAUCAAAGAAGUAACCUGAAAACUCACCUUCUCACCCAUACAGACAUCAAGCCCUACAGCUGUGGCCGCUGCGGAAAGGUGUUUCGGCGCAACUGUGACUUGCGACGGCACAGUUUGACGCACAGCCCGCAUCGGGACUUCUAG